Messenger RNA from Saimiri boliviensis boliviensis (Bolivian squirrel monkey), 2698 nucleotides. Its product is annotated as organic anion transporter 7. Gene Ontology annotation, biological process: transmembrane transport. The record is from RefSeq and is a predicted model, not a curated record. Lineage: Eukaryota; Metazoa; Chordata; Mammalia; Primates; Cebidae. Gene Ontology annotation, molecular function: transmembrane transporter activity.
CAUAGCAGGUUUAUUUUAGUUUGUUUACAGCAAAUGUGCAGACCAAAGUCCGUUGCUAACUUUGGGAGCUACUAAAGACAUGAAAAAGUAGAACUUUAAACACAUUGCACUAUAAAUGAUUGGGAGUAUCUGAGCAUAUUAUUUCUUACAUGACUUUAAAGAAAAUGGAUGCCUAUCUGACCCCAAAAUGACUUGAAGAAACUGUUUCCAUGGCCCUGCUGCAGACCAGAGGUAUGGUCCAUUAAGAAGAGAGUGGAGUCAGGACCAACACACACUUAGUGUGACUUAGGGAAAGAAAACAUUUUACCCCUUUGAACCUCUCUGGAUAUAGUCAUUUUGCCUCCACUUGGGGAUCACCUGUUCAGCCUCAAUGGCCUUUCAGGACCUCCUGAGUCAAGCCGGUGACCUGUGGAGAUUCCAGAUCGUUCAGGCUGUUUUUCUCUCAAUCUUCACUAUUUUUGCAUACCCUCAUUUUGUGCUGGAUAACUUCACUGCAUUCACACCUGGUCAUCGCUGCUGGGUCCACAUCCUGGACAAUGAUACUGUCUCUGACAACGACACCAGGACCCUCAGUCAGGAUGCCCUCUUGAGAAGCUCCAUCCCACUGGACUCAAACAUGAGGCCAGAGAAGUGUCGUCGCUUUGUUCAUACCCAGUGGCAUCUCCUUCACCUGAAUGGGACCUUCCCCAAUGCAAGUGACCCAGACACAGAGCCCUGUGUGGAUGGCUGGGUGUACGACAGAAGCACCUUUUCUUCCACCAUCGUGACUGAGUGGGAUCUGGUAUGUGACUCUCAAUCACUGACUUCAGUAGCUAAAUUUGUAUUCAUGGCUGGAACGAUGGUGGGAGCCAUCCUAGGUGGUCAUUUAUCAGACAGGUUUGGGAGAAAGUUAGUUCUCAGAUGGUGUUACCUCCAGCUCGCCAUUGUUGGCAUUUGUUCAGCCUUGGCUCCCAGCUUCCUCAUUUACUGCUCACUACGCUUCUUAUCUGGGACUGCUACAACAACCCUCCUUACAAACACUAUUAUGUUAAUAGUCGAGUGGGCAACAUACAGAUUCCAGGCCAUGGGAAUUCCAUUGGCAAUGUGUGCUUCUAGUAUUGCAUUUAUGACCCUGGCAGGCCUGGCUUUUGCCAUUCGAGACUGGCACAUCCUCCAGCUGGUACUGUCUCUACCAUACUUCGUGAUCUUUCUGACCUCAAGAUGGCUGCUAGAGUCUGCUCGAUGGCUCAUUAUCAACAACAAACCAGAGGAAGGCUUAAAGGCACUUAGAAAGGCUGCACACAGGAAUGGAAUGAAGAAUGCCAGAGACAUCCUAACCUUGGAGAUUUUGAAAUCCACCAUGAAGGAAGAACUGGAGGCAGCACAAAAAAAACCUUCUCUGUGUGAAUUGCUCCACAUGCCUAACGUACGUAAAAUGAUCUUCCUCCUGUCCUUUACAAGAUUUGCAAACUUCGUCACCUUUUAUGGCCUUAGUCUCCACAUCCAGCAUCUGGGAAAUGACGUUUUCCUGCUGCAGACUCUCUUUGGUGUAGUCAUCCUCCUGGCCAAUUGUGUUGCACCUUGGGCACUGAAGCACAUGAACCGUCGAGUAAGCCAGAUGUUUCUCCUGUCGCUACUGUCAGUCUGCACCCUGGCCAUCAUCUUUGUGCCACAAGAAAUGCAGACGUUGCGUGAGGUUUUGGCAACUCUGGGUUUAGGAGCUUCUUCUCUUGCCAGUACCGUUGCUUAUACCCAUGGAAAUGAAGUAAUUCCCACAAUAAUCAGGGCAAGAGUGAUGGCAAUCAAUGCAAACUUUGCUAAUAUUGCAGGAGCCUUGGCUCCCCUCGCGAUGAUCCUAAGUGUAUAUUCUCCACCCUUGCCCUGGAUCAUCUAUGGAGUCUUCCCCUUCAUCUCUGGCUUUCUUGUCCUCCUCCUUCCUGAAACCAGGAACAAGCCUCUGAUUGACACCAUCCAGGAUGUGAAAAAUAGGAAAAAAGACUUCAGAGAACCAAAGCAGGAGGAUCCCAGCAUGGAAGUGAUACAGUUUCAAGGAAUUCUAGGAGCUGACUGCUGAUCAAUGAGCCAGAUGAACGGAAUAGUCAAGACUAUUCCUAGUCACUAGCAAAAUCUAGAAAAUAAAUAACAAGAUAUAAUGGAUAAGUAGAUUCACUUCACAAUUGUGUUACUAAAUAACUCAGUAUAAGCUACCUACAAAUAACCAUAAGAAAAAAAUUAAAGAAAAUCAUAGCACCUUAAAAUAAAUCAUAAUAGAAUAUUUAUAUAGUUAUAGGUCCCUAGCAUGUUUCUGGAUAGGAAUAUUAAACAAUAUAAAAUGCAAUGAUUAUUCCUCAAUUAUUUGGUAGAGUAAUGGUGGGAAUAAUUCCAGUGAAAAAUCUGAUACUUUUACAAAAACUUGAAAAAUAAGUUUAAAUUUAUCUAGGAAUUAAUAGUAGACAAGAUGGUUCAGAAAAAGGAAGACCAGGGAGUGAAAAUGUGGCUGUCAGGUAAAUGGGAUAGCACAUACAGAACUUCACCAUAAGUUGUAAUAUUUAUAACAGUGUUAGCAGAUGCAUUUACAAAACAAAUUCAAAAGCAGAUUUUAGUAUGUGUAACAUUUAAUGUGUAAUAAGUAUUGUAAAUUCUUAGAGGAAACAAUAAAUUAUGGAAUAAAUAGCAUUAACCAACUAAUUGGAAAUAAAUGACUAACAAUUCAACUUUA